GCUGAACCAUUCUUACACGUGUGUUCAUUUUAACUUUGGACCUGUCCCUCUCCUCCCGCAACCCCAAACAGUUUCUCUAUAUAACAGCCCUGGCUGUCCUGGAACUCACUCUGUAGACCAGGCUAGCCUCAGACUCAAAGAUUCAGUUGCCUCUGUCUCUGCUGGGAUUAAAGGUGUGCGCCACCACUGCCCGACUUCUUACCUACCAGGUCGUCCCGGCUUUUGUUUCAGACCUUCCAGCUCUGCUGUCCAGAGUGCUGCCAGUACUCAACGACUAGGUCUCUGUACAGCGUUGCUUCCCUAAGCUCACGUUCUGUUUCUGUAGAGGAGGUGAUGAGUACACACCUCGGGGUCUAGGGCUAAGUAGCUGAAAGUGGGACGCAGGCCUGGGGUUUUAGCUUUGGUAGGAGAAGCAAGGGUCUAGGCUCAAUUCCCGGCAGCGCAAAGAUAAUUUCAAAGAAAGCAGUACUGAGCAACAGAGGGCUUACUCGGUUAAGAAGGACUGGAAGGCCUGCGGCUCCUGCCUUCGGACCAAGACCCGAAACUGGUGCAGCUCACGGGAGUUCACCUCGUGCCCCAGCCCCGCCCUCACCUUUUGUGACGUAGCGGAUGUAGCGCGCCUCCCCGCACCCGCGUUAGCAGCCCGUGACCCACAGCUCUCCGAGGCUUGGCCCGUUGGAGGUCGCUUCGGUGUGAAAACGCGGGUGGAUCUUCCGGGCCAUGAUGAAACUAGCUGUAGGAUUCCUUCUGCUGCUUCUGGAAGUGCGGCUCCUGCCUGUAACACCUCUUCCAACUGACGAUUUAUCGGCCUCCACUCCGGGCAGCCCUCUCUCAUCGACUGAAUAUGAACGCUUCUUCGCCCUCCUGACCCCAACCUGGAAAGCAGAGACUACCUGCCGCCUCCGUGCAACCCACGGCUGCCGGAACCCCACUCUCGUCCAGUUGGACCAAUAUGAAAACCAUGGAUUGGUACCAGAUGGUGCUGUCUGCUCUGACCUCCCGUAUGCUUCCUGGUUUGAGUCCUUCUGCCAGUUUGCACAAUAUCGUUGCUCCAACCAUGUCUACUACGCCAAGAGGGUCCGAUGCUCCCAGCCAGUCUCCAUCCUGUCACCCAACACUCUGAAGGAGGUAGACUCUCCGCCAGAUGUCCCUCCCACCACCAUGACUUCUGCCAUGGCAUCCCAUGUCUCAGCCACGGAGCGCCAGGCCUUCCAGCCGUGGCCCGAGCGCCUCAACAAUAACGUGGAGGAGCUGCUGCAGUCGUCCCUGUCGCUGGGGGGCAAGGAGCCGUUGGGCAGCCGCAAGCAGGUCCAGGAGCAGAGCAAGCAGGAGCAAAUGCAGGAGCACAAGCAAGAGGAAGUGCAGGAGCAGGAAGAGCAGGAGGAGGAGGAGGAAGAGGAGGAAGAAGCCAAACAGGAAGAGGGGCAGGGGACAGAGGAAGGCCUGGAGUCAGCGUCCAACCUGCAGUCGGACUCAGAGCCCAAGUUUCAGUCUGAAUCGCUGUCUUUUAACCCUUCGUCCUCCUUUACUCCCCGGGUCCGAGAAGUGGACUCUCCUCCGCUGAUGAUGGAGAACAUCCAGGAGCUAAUUCGGUCAGCCCAAGACAUGGAUACAGUGAAUGAACUGAGCGAUAACUCCUGGAGAAGCCCAAGCACUGGCAGCCUCCUGCAGCUGCCCCACACGGAGACCAUGAUGGUGCUAUGCUAUUCCAUUAUGGAGAAUACCUGCACCAUGACUCCCACAGCCAAGGCCUGGAGCUACAUGGAGGAGGAGAUCCUUGGCUUCGGGGAUUCGGUCUGUGACAAUCUUGGCCGGCGACACACACCUGCCUGUCCCCUCUGUGCCUUCUGCUCCCUGAAGCUGGAGCAGUGCCAAUCUGAGAGCACCGUGCUGCGGCAGCGGUGUGGUGCUUCCCACAAGAUACCCUUCAUCAGCCCCUUCCUCUCAGCCCAGAGCAUAUCCACUGGCAACCAGGCAAAGAUCCCAGAAAAAGGCCGCUUUGGUGGGCUGGAUAUGUAUGGAGGGCUCAGCUCUGACUUCUGGUGUAACCGGCUUGCCUUGAAGGGCUGUGAAGAUUACCGAGUCUCCAACUGGCUCAGGGCUGAAUUCCUUAGCUUCCAGGAAGGGGAUCUCCCCACGAAGAUUUGUGACACAAACUAUGUCCAGUAUCCAAACUACUGUUCCUUCAAAAGUCAACAGUGCCUGAUGAAAAGCCAGAACCAAAAGGUGUUCCGCAUGAGAUGUUUGUUGACCGAGAACUACGAUGUGCUGAGCCUGGCUAAAAGCGAGGAGAUUAUCCUUCGGUGGAACCAAGAAUUUAACACUUUGGCUCUAGGCCACUUUGGAUGAGCCGGGGUCUGUGCUGUCCCUGCCCCAGCCCGACCUUUCCACUUCCUCCAUCGCUCUUAGACCACAUCUAUCAGUAGGCGUCCAGGUGCCCCUCACAGGUGUCUUACCUGACUUCUACUUACAUUUUCCUCGGGUUGGGACAGCAGUCCCAGAGAGGUCCGUGAUGGGUGCUCCACGUGCCUUGAAGAAUACCUUCGAAUAAAGUGUUUAUCUCCAGCCCAUGUGCUCUAUUUAGUGUGGUCCCCGCCCUCAGCACCGCCAGCCACCUCAUCCCCUAGGAAUCCACCAUCCACCUCCAGACUCCCUCCCGUUGGGAGGGCUCCACCUGCGAAUGAGAACCUCCUGGGGACAGCUCUGAGGAAGCAUCCUGCACCAAGAGAAGCAGCAGGGAUCGAGAAGGUAUGCUGGCCUUCGUCUCUGAAACUCUGGGCUCCACAAGCUCCCAUGUGAAUAUGGGAUUCUCAAGACCGAAGCCUGAGAUUGUAUCGACCCCAGAAAGUGUGACUUAUCUUGCACUUCCCUCUAUGCGGAGGGAGGAGACUGAAGCUACAUCCUGGAGCUCAGAAGCCACAAGCGUACAAGCCAUGUCAGAUGGUCUCGAUGCUGAAGCACCUUGAAGCGGCACUUUGGCACUGGCCUGGAAGAAUUUGGACACUCACGAAGCAGUGCAGCUGGAGAAAGCACGUGUAGCGUCUCUUCGAUAGGCUACCCGUCAUUAGCAGCGUUUUAGUUAAAAGGAAACAGAACUCAGGGUUGGGGAUGUAGCUCCCUUGGCAGAGUGCUUGCCUAGCAUGGACAAGGCCCUGGGUUCCAUCGGGCGUGGUGAUCCAUGGGAAGUGGAUCAGGGUCAUCCGUGGCUGCAUAGUUUGAGGUCAACUUGGGCUACAUGAGACCCUGUUUCCCAAAAAGGGGUGAUAAUUGUGGGGGA
Messenger RNA from Alexandromys fortis (reed vole), 3277 nucleotides. It is a transcript of the gene Acrbp, whose product is annotated as acrosin binding protein. The coding region runs from base 721 to 2349 and encodes 542 amino acids. The record is from RefSeq and is a predicted model, not a curated record. Gene Ontology annotation, cellular component: acrosomal vesicle; nucleus. NCBI's taxonomy places the organism in Eukaryota, Metazoa, Chordata, Mammalia, Rodentia, Cricetidae. The transcript is spliced from 10 exons.